AUGCAUUCAUCGCACACAAUUGGUAACUACAUCCAAGGAGACGCAGCUUGUUUGAGAAAAUUUCGCAUUUCAUCAUCUUAGUUUCAAUAAACCUUGAUCAUCAUGCCUGGAUUCCAGAGAAUGACUAGCCCUGCUGGCCAAUGGCCAGAAAACGUUGGUAUUGUUGCCUUAGAAAUCUACUUCCCCUCGCAGUAUGUAGACCAGACAGAACUGGAGAAGUUUGAUGGGGCCUCGGCCGGCAAGUACACCAUAGGCUUGGGACAGGGUAAGAUGGGAUUCUGCUCUGAUAGGGAAGAUAUCAACUCCCUCUGUUUGACAGUUGUCCAGAACUUGAUGGAAAAUAAUCAGCUUCCCUUUGAUGCCAUUGGUAGACUGGAGGUUGGCACUGAGACGAUUAUUGACAAAUCAAAGAGCGUCAAGACAGUACUGAUGCAGUUAUUUGAAGAUUCUGGUAAUACUGACAUUGAAGGAAUUGAUACAACCAAUGCUUGCUAUGGAGGCACUGCUGCUCUCUUUAAUGCUCUUUCAUGGGUAGAGUCUAGUGCUUGGGAUGGACGGUAUGCCCUUGUGGUGGCUGGUGAUAUUGCUGUGUAUGCUACUGGCAAUGCUAGACCUACAGGGGGUGCUGGAGCUGUAGCCAUGCUUGUUGGUCCUCAUGCUCCACUUGUCAUUGAAAGAGGUCUUCGAAGCACACACAUGCAGCAUGUAUAUGAUUUCUACAAACCUGACAUGUCUUCUGAAUACCCUCGUGUUGACGGCAAGCUCUCUAUCCAGUGCUAUCUUGGUGCUCUAGACAAGUGCUAUCAGCGUUAUAUUGCAAAGGCAGAGGCUGCCCUCCAGAAGGUUGGUGAAGCAGGAAGGAUAACGAUAGAUUCCUUUGAUGGAAUUUGCUUCCAUUCACCAUUUUGCAAACUAGUCCAGAAGUCUCUAGCCAGGCUUGUACUCAAUGACUUUCUUAGGGAUCCUUCACCUGAUACCACAGAGGGCAGCAGAUAUGCAAACGUAGAAGAGUUCAGGAAUGUGAAAUUAGAAGACACCUUCUUUGAUAAGAAUGUUGAGAAGGCAUUCAUGACAGCAAGCAAGGAGGUGUUUCAUCAAAAGACCCAACCAUCUCUUCGUCUAGCUAAUCAAGUAGGUAACAUGUACACCCCGUCACUCUAUGGUGGUCUCGUCUCCUACUUGGCAAGCGUACCUCUCGACCAACUACCAAACAAGCGUAUUGCCUUGUUCUCCUAUGGAUCCGGCAUGGCCUCAUCGCUCUACUCCAUACGUGUAGGCAACAAUGCAAGCCCUGGCUCUGCCCUAGCCAAGAUGAGGAACAGUCUGAACACCCUUGAGACUAGGUUAGAGAGUAGACGAUGCGUGGAACCAGGAGUCUUUGCAGACACCAUGAAGCUCAGGGAAGAUACACAUCAUUUAGCUAAAUACAAUCCCCAGGGCAGUAUAGAGGAUUUAUUCCCAGGCACAUGGUACCUGACAUAUGUAGAUGAGAUGCACAGGAGACAGUAUAACCGUAGCCCAAUCUCACAGCAAGCUGUAGAUAAUCAACAGAUCAUCCAGGAGUCACUAAAGGAAUCAAAAUCAGUGGAGGAUAUGGAGACUGCUGACCAGGUCACAGUAAGCUAGGUCCAAACUCCUGGUAACCAAGCCUAACCUGUUGCAAGGAGACACAUGACGGUAUUCAAGUACAAUAUCUGAUCAGCUCCUCCAACCAAAGCUCAUUUUAAAAAUGUUUUGUGCACCCUUGUUGCAAUGUAUCAAAGGGGAUGGAAUGUAUAAUCAUCACCUUUAUUUCAGGUGAUCCUUCUGGUUCCAGGUGAGUGUUUCAUAAAGCUGUUCCUAAGGUUACGAACGACUUUACGCACGACUGGAACAUGUUCUUAGGUCAUAAC
Lytechinus variegatus (green sea urchin) is the source of this 1892-nucleotide messenger RNA. It is a transcript of the gene hmgcs1, whose product is annotated as hydroxymethylglutaryl-CoA synthase 1-like. Lineage: Eukaryota; Metazoa; Echinodermata; Echinoidea; Temnopleuroida; Toxopneustidae. Gene Ontology annotation, molecular function: hydroxymethylglutaryl-CoA synthase activity. The record is from RefSeq and is a predicted model, not a curated record. Gene Ontology annotation, biological process: acetyl-CoA metabolic process. The coding region runs from base 103 to 1626 and encodes 507 amino acids. The transcript is spliced from 10 exons.